This is a messenger RNA of Phycodurus eques (leafy seadragon), 3709 nucleotides long. RefSeq names its product XK-related protein 7-like. The record is from RefSeq and is a predicted model, not a curated record. Gene Ontology annotation, biological process: apoptotic process involved in development; engulfment of apoptotic cell; phosphatidylserine exposure on apoptotic cell surface. The coding region runs from base 41 to 1708 and encodes 555 amino acids. Gene Ontology annotation, cellular component: plasma membrane. The transcript is spliced from 3 exons. NCBI's taxonomy places the organism in Eukaryota, Metazoa, Chordata, Actinopteri, Syngnathiformes, Syngnathidae.
UCAUUUUCCCAUCUCCUACUCACUCUAUCCCUCGACAAACAUGGCUGCGAAAUCCGACGGUGCAGCCGUCUCUCCGCGAAGCCAAAUCCCGUCCAGGCCGGACCGGCGGCCUGCGCAGCGAUACUCCCCGGCGGACUGCUGCUGGACGCUGGGCGCUCUUUUGGUCUUCUUCUCGGACGGGGCCUCGGACCUGUGGCUGGCCGCCGACUACUACCUCCGGAGGGAGUACUGGUGCUUCGCACUGACUCUGGUCUUUGUGAUCGCCCCCUCCGCGGUGGUGCAGGUGUUGAGCUUCCGAUGGUUCGCCUACGAUUUCUCCGAUACCCCGGAGAGCGGCACGGCCACGGCCGCUGUCGUGGCGGCGUCGUCCGUGGCGGUGGGGAGCGAUUUGGACGCCAAGGACGGCUUCGGCGACGGCGAGCGGGGCGCUGGCCGUACCGCCGGGGCCGGGAUGUUGCCCGGGCCGGCCACCGGGGGACGAGCCCGGGGAUGCUGCAGAGUGUUCGUGUGGCUCUUGCAGGCCGUUGUCCACACCCUCCAGCUGGCGCAAGUGUGGAGGUACGUCCGAGCGUUGUAUUUAGGCGUGCAGAGCCGCUGGCACAGGGAGCCGGAGCGGCGGCACUACUACUGGCGCAUGAUGUUUGAGAGCGCCGACAUCAGCAUCCUGCGCCUGCUCGAGUCCUUCCUGAAGAGCGCUCCCCAGCUGGUGCUGCAGCUCUCCAUCAUGACCAUCGCCGGUCACGUGCUUCCUCUUCAGGGGCUUUCAGCGUCCGCCUCACUGAUGUCCCUUGCCUGGAUGGUGGCCUCCUACCAGAAAGUCUUGAGGGACUCCAGAGAUGACAAGCUCCCCAUGAGCUACAAGGCAGUCAUGGUUCAGAUCCUGUGGCAUCUCUUCACCAUCGGGGCCCGCGCUCUGGCCUUCGCCCUCUUCGCCUCAGUGUUCCAGCUGUACUUCAGCAUCUUCAUCGUGGCCCACUGGUGCAUCAUGACCUUUUGGAUAAUUCAAGGCGAGACGGACUUCUGCAUGUCCAAGUGGGAGGAGAUAAUCUACAACAUGAUGGUGGGCAUCGUGUACGUGUUCUGCUGGUUCAACGUGAAGGAGGGCCGCACUCGCUACAGGAUGCUCACCUACAGCCUGACAGUGUUCAUUGAGAACGUGGCCCUCACCGCCGCCUGGUACAUGUACCGCGGCCCUCGUAACUCAGACUUUUACGCCGUUGUCAUGGUGUGCGUGGUGGCCAGCAGCUACGCGCUGGGCACCUUCUUCAUGUUUGUUUAUUACUGCCUCCUGCACCCCGACGGUCCCGCACCAGGCUGGGGCUACGUGAUGGAGAAGCAGGCGGCUGUGGAGGUGCUGGUGUCCCCGACCUCCAGCCUGCCCCCUGACGUGGUGAGCAGCCCGCCCAGGACCUUGCAGAGAACUAAAGACAGAGAGCAGGGGUCUGGGAUGGACGGAGAUGUGUUCCAGGUGCGACCACCUCGGGGAGCUCGGGCCCCGGUUCCCCACCCUACGCCCAGGACAGAGGGGCUUGUCAUCCGAAUAGACCUGCCCAGGAAGAGUUACCCCGCCUGGGACGCUCACUACAUCGAUCGGAGGCUGCGUAAAACCAUCCUGGUGCUGGAAAGCGCCGCUCCGGUUGCGCCACGGAUUCAGUACCGCUGCCUUGGCACGCCCAAAGAAGUGAUGGAGUAUGAGACCACGGUGUGAUGGGAUGAGACAGGCAGUCUGUUCAUCUCCACAUUGACUUGAACAUUGACUUGAACUUGAAGUGCAUUUGCUAAUGCAAAGUGCUACAUGGUUGCCACUGUUUGGUGCAUAUUAAGGUUAGAGAUAGACCGAUAUGUUUUUUUCAGGGCCGAUAUCAAUUAUUAGUAGUCAAGGAGCCCAACGACCGAUAUUCGGAGCCGAUAUUCAUUUGCAGUAAAAGGGAAAAUAUUGGUGUCCAAAUUUUGAAUAAUACAAACUCCAACGCUUAACUGCAACAUGUUAGUUUUUUUGUGUGUAUAAGACAAUAGACAUCUUGGUUUUAAAAUUCUAAGAAAAAGCACAGGGAGCUCCCAGGCUUAGCAGCAUGUGUUUUAAAGUCACAUUAAAAUAAAUGUAUCCCUGAAGUAUACUCAGUCUUAAAUUGAUUUAUUGGCUAUCGGAUUUAUUAAAAAAACAAUUUUUUUUUAAAAAGGCACAUGCCGGUAUUCGGCAUCAAAAUGCCGAAUAUCGACACCAAAAAUCGGCCCGGCCAAUAAUCGGUCUAUCCCUGAUUAAGGUUGAUUUGAAAAGGCCUUUUGACCCUCUUUAAACUUUUGAAUGCACUUGUCCAACUGUUCAAUGUUUCAGUACUGAGGAGGAACAUCUGAGUUAUUAUAGAGCCUGAUUUAAUCACCUUUUGUUAUAUGUCGUGUAGAUAGGAAGUGCCCUUCCCUCUUUCUAGCCAGAGCCCUCACCUUCUUGAUUUAAUCAAACACACACACACACCCUACUAAGUUAUUGCAUUGUAUAGGAACCAAGACUCCAAACUCCCCUUCCCCAUUUGCCUGUCUUUGCAUUUCACUCAUUGAGUCUCCCUUCUGUCUCUCUCCUAAGUUCCUGUCCCCAUCCAUUUGUGGUCUAGUUGUAUAGGAGAUAAACCAGUUUCAUUAUUCAUGGUCAGCUCACCCACGCAGACUCGGUCUAUGUGUGGUUAGUUCACCACUUUGCCGGCUUGCUUUGUUUAACAUAUCCAUCCAUCCGUUCAUUUUCCGUACCGCUAAUCCUCACUCGGCAUAUCCUCACAGCAAACUCAUUGUUAGAUUAAGGCUGCAAAUUUCUUCAUCAGUACUUUUUGAAAAACUUUCUAUUUUCUAAAAAACUGCUGAACGGCAAAAAUCACAACAGGUGUUUGAUCCAGGACCAGCACAUUUCCUGUUUCAUUUAGAGCAAGAUGUAUAGAAAAUACUGAAACAUUGAACAGUCGGACAACUGCAUUCAGAAGUUUAGAGACGGUCAACUUAAGUGUCAUCUGUAAAGGUUAUAGUGCGUUUCAGGACAUUGAUGAGACAGACACGACGACUUGAAGAAGUGCAUUUGCUAAUGCAAAGUGCUACGAUUGUGGUCAGUGGUGGUGCAUAUUACGGUUUGUGCAUUUCUCAGGUGAGGACGCCGUCAAAGUAAGGCACACGGUCUGGGUGUCUGCUCAUAAGCAAUGGCAGCUAGAUGGGAAACAUCACUGAACACAAUGCCGAGACACUCCCGCUGUAUUGUACUUUGAAAUACCGCACGAGUAGUGAUCAUUUGAUUUUCCAAAGCUGUCAUUCACGUUAAAGAAAUCAUCUCUGUCAAAUCCGGACAGCAGCUUCAACGCAACAACAGAGUUGAAUGUAAAAAAAGUAGUAGAAAACGUGUUUGUGACAAGACUUGCGCGUUUCUGUGCCCUUAGGGGGAUACGAAACAUUCCUGUGUCAUUGUUUGUUGGGGUGAGCUAGAACAUUUCUAUAAUAAACUUAGGCAGCCUGAGUAAAAAGAAGCACAUUAUUAAAGGGCAAUGUCCACAUGACGGAGAAAAGCCAACAGGUUAGAUUUUCCAUGUAAAUUACACAAUGAGGACUUUAUAGCUGUCUGUGCUUGUUCUGUAUCCAUAUUUUGUUGAAUAAUAAUGUCAAGAAAAGUUUUGGCUGCAGACCUGCCAUUUCCGCAGGUAAUUUUGUUACGUGAGGGUUAAGGCAUGUAUAUUUC